This is a messenger RNA of Trifolium pratense (red clover), 992 nucleotides long. RefSeq names its product 30S ribosomal protein S6 alpha, chloroplastic. The transcript has 2 exons. Gene Ontology annotation, molecular function: structural constituent of ribosome; small ribosomal subunit rRNA binding. Gene Ontology annotation, biological process: translation. Bases 129 to 743 code for a protein of 204 amino acids. NCBI's taxonomy places the organism in Eukaryota, Viridiplantae, Streptophyta, Magnoliopsida, Fabales, Fabaceae. The record is from RefSeq and is a predicted model, not a curated record. Gene Ontology annotation, cellular component: ribosome.
UAUUGCGCUGUGUGCGUUGAGUUGGCCUUAUCUGGACUCUAUCUAUCUCCUUCAUUCUUUCGGUUACAUUUCUUCUUCUUCUUCUUCUUCUUCUUCUUCUUCUAAGCAAAGUAACCACAGUGGCAUCAAUGGCAUUCUCUUCACUCACUUCAAUUCCUCUUUCAUCUUCUUCUUCUCUAUACGCUCCUUCUAUUUCUUCUCCAUUUCGCGCAUUUCCUCAAUCAAACUUUCACCUAAAGAGGAACAACAACUAUUCCAACUUCUCCCUUAAAGCACAAACCCUAAACUUUACUGGUUCCUUCUUUGAAGGUGGAUUGGGUUCUGAUGAUGAUGAUGAUGACGACGACGAUGAUGAUGAUGUUGUUAUUCCAGGGUUUGCUGAUCUUGAAGAAAGAGAAGAACCCGAAUGCCCGCCCGGACUCAGACCGUACGAAACCAUGGUGGUUCUGAGGCCUGACAUGUCUGAGGAUGAACGUCUUGCAUUCACCCAGAAAUAUGAAGAGCUUCUUGUUGCUGGAGGUGGCAUGUAUGUAGAGGUUUUUAACAGAGGUGUUAUUCCACUAGCAUAUAGCAUCCAGAAGAAAAACAAGGAAGGAGAGACCAACACCUAUAUGGAUGGCAUCUACCUCCUAUUCACCUACUUCACGAAGCCAGAGUCCAUAGCCGUUCUUGAAGAUACACUAUUGAGGGAUGAUAAUGUUAUCCGAUCAACGAGCUUUAAAAUCAGGAAAAGGAGAGAUUAGUUUUUUGGCAUCUCGAGUAGCUCUGAAAAAAGGAUGGAUAGAAAAAGAAUGUAACAUUCGUCAUUUGUUGUUGUGGUAUGAUUUUUUUUCCCUUCAUUUUCAUAUGUAUUAAAGUAUUUUUGUAACAUUGUUGGUUUAAAUUAAAGGAGAGAUGUAUGUGCUAUUACUAGCAGUGUGCAGAGUCAUAAUGUCUAGUACAAAGUGCUGUAUAUUAUCAAUUAAGGUAUAAAUUUGUCAUCGGGUUGUUCA